Molecule: messenger RNA, 972 nt
Organism: Mercurialis annua (annual mercury)
Lineage: Eukaryota; Viridiplantae; Streptophyta; Magnoliopsida; Malpighiales; Euphorbiaceae
Exons: 1
Coding region: 1-972 (323 amino acids)
Source: RefSeq, a predicted model, not a curated record
AUGUACUCCCAUGAUUACCGAUCAAGGUACGACAACAGAAUAAAGGCAUUCACGCCACUGAAUACCAAAAGAGUGAACGUUCUGAUAUGGGUCAAAGAAAGCAGAACGCUGGUAACAUGGCCCAUAAAGAUGGUCCACAUAACCGAAACAAGAGAUGAAAACCGAUACUGCAAGUUUCACGAGGACUACGGGCAUGAUACGGAGGAAUGCUACGACCUGAAAAAGGAAAUAGAGAAGCUAAUUGAAUCAGGAGCACUGAGGAAAUUCAUAAACAACAGAGAAGAAAAGGAGCAGCGAAAGGAAGGAGCAGACAAUGAAGAGAAAAAGGAAGAACCAAAGGGAAGAAAGAAGGAUGUCGUGGGAGUCGUUAACAUCAUUUUGGGCGGAAAAGGCGAAAGAGAAGGAAGGAAAAAAUUGAGAGCCGAGAUAAUGAAGGUAGCUGAACAAGCUGGAGGAAAAGGAGAGACAACAAAGGUCAUCAUUACCUUCUUAGCGGAUGAUGGACUGCACGUGAAAGGGCCGCAUAACGACGCAUUGGUAAUAGAAGCAAUCAUCAACAAGUUCCUAGUAAUUAAGCUGCUUAUAGAUGAAGGAUGUGCGGUAAACUUUAUGACAUGGGAAACAUACAAAAGGAUUGGAGGAGAACUCGGAAAGCUCAAAAACUGCCCAGUGCCGAUCAUGGGACUCGGAGGAGCUCCCAUCCAACCCAGAGGACUGUCGGAACUGAUGAUAGAGUUCGGAAAGGGAGAAAAAGAAGCAGAGGAAAUCAAGACACUGUUUUCGGUCGUGGUUAUGCCACUAGCCUAUAAUGGAAUACUGGGAAGGCCAUUCCUAUAUGACUCUGGUGCAAUCACCAGCAUCCGUUCCCUGGUAAUGAAGAUACCAACCCCAGGAGGAGUAAUCAACAUGAAGGGAGACCUGGAGAUAGUAGCCAAAUGCUACACCAUCGCCAUGAAGGAAACGAAAGGGUAA